Brachypodium distachyon (stiff brome) is the source of this 1329-nucleotide messenger RNA. Its product is annotated as clathrin light chain 1. Gene Ontology annotation, molecular function: structural molecule activity; clathrin heavy chain binding. Bases 124 to 1050 code for a protein of 308 amino acids. Lineage: Eukaryota; Viridiplantae; Streptophyta; Magnoliopsida; Poales; Poaceae. The transcript has 3 exons. The record is from RefSeq and is a predicted model, not a curated record. Gene Ontology annotation, biological process: clathrin-dependent endocytosis; intracellular protein transport; clathrin coat assembly. Gene Ontology annotation, cellular component: clathrin coat of trans-Golgi network vesicle; clathrin coat of coated pit; plasma membrane.
ACCGUCCAAAAAACCCAAAUCCAAACAGCACACCACAAAACGGCCGCAGCACACGUCACAGGCGCACCACACCAGCCCACCGUCCCCAAAACCUCCGCCUCUCUCCCUCCCACCACCACCACCAUGGACUCCUUCUUCGCCGACGGCGGCUCCGACGAGCUCCAGCGCACGGCGUCCCACCCCUUCGACGACGACUCCACCUCCGCCGCCGCCGCAUCCGGCGGCGAAGCCGAAGGGUACUCGUCCUUCGCGGCCGCCGGGUUCUCCUCCUUCAUCGACCCGGAGGCCGCCGAGUUCCAGGGGGAGGACGUGGACGAGGAGAUCGACGCGGAGUCCGACGGCGGCGGCGUCCCGGUCCCGGUCCGCCACGUCUCCGGGGGUUACUCGCCUUCGCCCUUCCUUCCCGACGACUCGGACGAUUUCGGCGGGCCCGUCCUGCCUCCGCCCGCCGAGAUGGGCAGGGAGGAAGGCGCCGCCCUCCGCGAGUGGCGCAGGCGGAAUGCUUUAGAGCUCGAGGAAAAAGAAAGAAAGGAGAAGGAGCUGCGGGCCCAGAUUAUUGCAGAAGCUGAAGAGUUCAAGAUAGCUUUCUAUGAGAAGAGGAUACAGACCUGUGAGACAAAUAAGGUCCAUAGCAGAGAAAGAGAGAAGAUUUUCGUAGAAAACCAGGAGAAAUUCCAUGCUAGUGCAGACAAGCAGUACUGGAAGUCAAUCUCGGAGCUCAUCCCACAUGAAAUUGCUACCAUUGAGAAGCGGGGCAAGAAAGAUAAGGACAAGAAGCCAUCCAUUGCUGUCAUCCAGGGCCCUAAACCUGGCAAGCCCACCGACCUCUCUCGGAUGCGUCAGGUCUUAGUGAAGCUGAAGCAUGCUCCACCACCGCACAUGCUGCAACCUCCACCAGCGCCUGUUGCUGCAGCUGCCGGCGCUAAGGAUGCCGCGAAAGACGGCAUGCCAGCCCCAGCAAAUGGAACCAAGCAACCGGCAGAGAGCAAAGAAACGCCUACCAAUGGCCCCGUGGAGGUGGAGAAGGAGCAGCCUGCAGCGUCAGAAUAACCAUAUGAAUAGUCGUUUCUCUUUACAGAAACACCAGAACCUUAACUAUGCUUUAGAUGGGAACGCCUUUUAUUUCCAAUACCCAGAGUGUCGUCUAUCCUGUAGUGAUCUUUUUGUAGAGAUUUGCAUCAGGAUGGCUGCUAUGUAUCAAUCAGCUCUGAACAUUCAGCUUAGUGUUACACCAACUGCACUGUUUUACUGUCUUCUCCUGGUCCAGAAUCCAGAUAUUUUGUCUGGAUAUAUCAUGAUCUUGAAUCAAAACUGAGAAGUUAAUUGAAA